AUGUCUUCCUCUUCUAACGUCUCACAGCUGAUGCUUUUGCUUUCUGUAUUCAUCAGUGUUCUAAUCCCCAACGCCUUGGCCGGCAAUUUCUACCGCGACUUCGAUGUUACGUGGGGUGAUCGCCGCGCCAGGAUACGCAACGGCGGCCAAAUUCUCACGCUUUCGCUUGACAAGGCUUCUGGGUCUGGUAUCCGCUCCAAAAAUGAAUACCUUUUUGGAAGAAUCGACAUGCAAAUCAAGCUUGUGCCUGGAAACUCAGCUGGCACUGUCACAUCGUAUUAUUUUUCUUCUGAAGGAGCAACCCAUGAUGAGAUUGACUUCGAGUUCUUGGGGAACUUGUCAGGACAACCAUACACACUCCAUACAAAUGUAUAUUCUCAAGGAAAAGGGAGUAGGGAACAACAAUUCCAUCUAUGGUUUGAUCCCACGAGGAACUUCCACACCUACUCAAUCAUAUGGAACUUUCGAAAGAUAAUAUUCUUGGUGGAUAACAAUGCUAUCAGAGUGUUCAACAACUUGGAAUCCAUUGGUGUUCCGUUUCCCAAAAGCCAACCCAUGAGGAUUUACUCGAGUAUCUGGAAUGCUGAUGACUGGGCUACAAGAGGAGGUCUUAUUAAGACUGACUGGACAAAAGCUCCUUUCACUGCACUUUAUAGAAACUUCAUUGCCAAUGCCUGUGUUCGCUCAUCUAGGUUUUGUCGCUACAAGUUCGCCAAUUAUUCCUUGGACGCCAAGGCAAGGAACAAACUUCGAUGGGUGCAAAAGAAGUUCAUGAUUUACAAUUAUUGCACAGAUUUCAAGCGCUUCCCUCAAGGUCUGCCACCUGAAUGCAAGCGAUCAAGGUUCCUAUAG
Alnus glutinosa is the source of this 852-nucleotide messenger RNA. Its product is annotated as xyloglucan endotransglucosylase protein 1-like. The transcript has 3 exons. Gene Ontology annotation, cellular component: apoplast; cell wall. Gene Ontology annotation, molecular function: hydrolase activity, hydrolyzing O-glycosyl compounds; xyloglucan:xyloglucosyl transferase activity. The record is from RefSeq and is a predicted model, not a curated record. Gene Ontology annotation, biological process: cell wall biogenesis; xyloglucan metabolic process. NCBI's taxonomy places the organism in Eukaryota, Viridiplantae, Streptophyta, Magnoliopsida, Fagales, Betulaceae. Bases 1 to 852 code for a protein of 283 amino acids.